AUGUAUCUUUGGAAUCAGCUUGUGCUAGCGGUAUUUCCAUCAAUGCUCCCAACGACCCUUGGGCAGAAUGUCUUGGAUCUGAGUGGUGAUGGGUGGACUGUCAGCAGCAAGGCGCUGAAUAUUAGCGUCCCUGGCCAUGUUCCUUCGCAAGCGCAUCUGGAUCUUCUUGCUGCGAACGUUAUUGGUGACUACUAUGGUUUGAAUGACUUCGACUUGCGUUGGAUCGCAGACAACAAUUGGACGUAUACAAGUAAACCAGUCGAUGGCUUAUUAAGCGACUCCAAGUCCUCCUGGCUUGUGUUUAACGGCCUUGACACCUUUACAACGAUCGAGUUCUGCGGUCAAUUUAUAGGAACCACAGAUAAUCAGUUCCGGCAGUACACUUUCGAUAUCUCCAAUGCGCUGAAACAUUGCAACAGCUCCCCAACCGUUUCUCUCGAGUUUGGAAGUGCCAUCAAGAUUGCGAAUGCAAUCGCUGCUGAUCCAAAUUCACAAAAAUGGCCUAGCGGUGUUCAAGGGACCUUUGAAUUCCCAAACCGCUGGUAUAUUCGGAAAGAGCAGUCCGACUUUGGCUGGGAUUGGGGCCCAGCGUUCUCGCCUGCUGGGCCAUGGCAGAACAUAUACCUGGUGCAGUCCGAUGGCGAGGAAGAUAUAUAUGUUCUAAAUACAGGCUUUGACAUAUAUAGAAAGGGACAGAUCAAUCACCUUGCCCCCGAUCAGAGUCAGCCGUGGGUUGUGAAUGCAAGUAUUGACUAUCUCGGCUCCCAACCUAGACAGCUAUCUAUGUUUAUCGAGAUCAAGGACCUCGAGUCGGGCAAAGUAUUGAAGUCCGGAUCGCUCGAUAAUGUUGUUGCAUCUGGACAAACUAUUACCGGUACUACUAUAGUUGACGGACCCAGCCUUUGGUGGCCCGCGGGAAUUGGGAAGCAAAACAUGUACAAUGUCACAGUCACAAUCAGGAAUGAAGACCAGAAGCUCGCCAGCGUAACCAAACGCACUGGCUUCCGUACCAUAUUUCUGAACCGGUCCAAUAUCACCGACGAGCAGUUGGCUCAGGGUAUCGCACCCGGCGCGAAUUGGCAUUUCGAGGUGAAUGGCCGUGAAUUCUACGCCAAGGGCUCGAAUCUCAUUCCACCGGAUGCUUUCUGGCCACGAGUCACCGAGGCCAAGAUGCAGCGACUCUUCGAUGCAGUCGUCGCUGGAAAUCAGAAUAUGCUCCGAGUCUGGGCUUCGAGCACUUCCCUUCCGGACUUCAUUUACGAUCUCGCCGACGAGCGCGGAAUAUUGUUGUGGAGCGAGUUCCAAUUCAGUGAUGCUCUGUAUCCCACCGACCAACCGUUCCUUGAUAAUGUUGCUGCUGAGGUUGUCUACAAUGUGAGAAGGGUCAAUCAUCAUCCGUCCUUGGCUUUGUGGGCCGGCGGAAAUGAGAUUGAAAGUUUGGAGCUUCCAAUCGCUAAGCAACAUGAUCCUUCGUCAUACCCCCGCUUGGUUGGCGAUUAUGAACAUCUGUUUAUCUCUCUGAUCCUUCCGUUGGUCUACGAGAACUCGCGGUCGAUUUCAUACAUGCCUAGUAGCACCAACAACGGCUUCCUGGGAGUUGAUCUGUCUGCUCCAGUUCCUAUGGCGGAGCGGUACGAUAAUGGGUCAGAGGAAAAAGGAAAUUACUACGGUGAUACCGACUACUACAACUAUGACAGUAGUGAGGCGUUUGACUUCGCCGGCUACCCCGUCGGCCGCUUCGCCAACGAAUUUGGCUACCACAGCAUGCCGAGCCUACAAACGUGGCAGCAAGCUGUGGACGAUGAAGACCUCCACUUCAACAGCAGCACCAUCAUGCUCCGAAAUCACCACUACCCAGCAAACAGCCCAGACACCCACAACUACAAGAACUCAUCUAUCGGCAUGGCCGAAAUGACCCUAGCAGUCGAGAGAUACUACCCAACCCCCAAUAAGCAAGACUCCGUCGCCAACUUCAGCGCCUGGUGCCACGCGACCCAGCUUUUCCAAGCGGACAUGUACAAGUCCGAAAUUCAGUUCUAUCGCCGCGGAAGCGGGAUGCCAGAGCGCCAGCUCGGCUCGCUGUAUUGGCAACUCGAAGACAUCUGGCAGGCUCCGACAUGGGCUGGCAUUGAGUAUGACGGCCGAUGGAAAGUCCUCCACUACGUCGCCCGCGACAUAUUCCAACCAGUCAUCGUCUCGCCAUUCUGGAACUAUUCAACUGGCGGUUUGUCUAUCUAUGUGACAUCGGAUCUCUGGGAGACUGCCCAUGGAACUGUGGACCUUACUUGGACAGACUUGUCCGGCCAACCGAUCCCCGGUAACGCGGGUACUCCCUUGACCAAACAGUUCUCCGUCGCAGCACUCAAUACUACCAAUAUCUAUGAAACCAACGUGGCAAAACUCCCCCUGCCUGAUAUGGAGGAUGCCGUCCUGGUCAUCGAUCUCACUGCUCAGGGACGUCUCCCGAACGCCGAAAACGAGACUACCUUCAGCCACCGGAACCAAUUUACGCCUGUCUUUCCUAAAGAUCUUGCACUGAAAGACCCGGAACUCAAGCUGUCUUAUGAUGCACAGGCUGGCACGUUUACCGUCGAAGCUCUGAGAGCUGUCUCGCUGUAUACAUGGCUUGACUACCCCGCUGCUGUGGUGGGGUACUUUGAGGAUAACUCGUUCUCUUUACUUCCUGGCGAGAAACGGACUCUUCGGUUCGUUGUGCAGAAGGAUGAGACUGGAGGGAAGUGGGUGGAUGGUGUUGCCGUGCGCAGUCUGUGGGAUCAGACUACUAAAGCUUGA
Messenger RNA from Penicillium egyptiacum, 2793 nucleotides. Lineage: Eukaryota; Fungi; Ascomycota; Eurotiomycetes; Eurotiales; Aspergillaceae. The record is from the annotation of a GenBank genome assembly.